UUUACCCACAACAACAAAUAAUAGAAAAAACUUUCUUCAUUUGCAUCGCACAGUCAUUCAGCAAAAAAAAAAAUUCUAACUUGUUGAUAAAGAUAUUUCCACAUUUUCAUUCGUUGUAGAGAGUGUGCAAUGAUCUACGAUGACUAAUCUUUCGGUUGUAGCUCUCGCGAUCAUUUUUCUGGCCGACAGUGGCUGGAGAUUGGCACAGGCAACAGCAAGCCAGUGUCAUCGGCUGGAUCCGUGCCGGUGCGAGUUUGAAAACGGGCAGGGAUUCGACAUACGGUCGGUGGUGACCAAGGUGGAAGGCUACAUGCACACGGUGGAUCCUAAGACAUCGGAUAAGUACUUCUUUAAUCCGUGCCAGGACAUAAAAUUUCUUCCGAGUGAUGGUAAAGAAUGCAGCUCCGGCGAUGGCUAUUCGCUGUGUCGAUUUAAUAAUGCAACUCAGCAUUAUCAGAAGCUGGGUACAACGAAGAAUAGUAGUUUCUUCACAAAUGAACACGGACAGCAAUUUCUAGUUUUCCAUUUGAAUUUAACUGUGACAUCAAUUCAGUUGCUCUGUCUGAAGCACGAUGAAUCUUAUUUGUUUGUUAAUCCGGAUGAGAUCAAAUUGAGAGCUGAUAAUGGCAAUAAUCUCAUCCUAUUUUCACCCUACGCAUGUCCGGUGACAAUCGAAGAAAUCAGUAAACCCAGUACGGGAGGGGUGCUACUCAUCUUAUUUCUAAUAGGAGCGUUCACGUACUUUACGAUCGGUUCGAUUGUGCGCUUCAUGUACUUAGGGGCUCGAGGUAUAGAAGUGAUACCUAAUUUGGAGUUUUGGAAGGACCUUCCAGGGCUUGUACAGGAUGGAUUUCGCUAUGUGAGAAAUGGAUGCCGUGUGGAACGACAGGGUCCCGAUCCAGAUUCGUACGAUGCCAUCUAGGGCUGCAGCUUGCUAUCGUGAAGCAUCACACAAUACCAAAUCCAAGGAUUUUUUCCAGCCUUUUUUCGACCACGACUGUAAAUAAGCAGAGGAGAAUUAGGAAGCUGAAACUAAUACAAAAAAGAUAUUUACAAGGGAUUGAGGGUGUUCUUCGAGUAUUCGGCGUAUGUUUCCCAGAAAGCCAAAAAUGAUUUCCCUGUUCAAGUGUAAAAGUAAUCGACAUAAGAUCAAUUUGACCAUCCUAUUGCUCAGUCGUUUUCGAAUGACUAAAUUAGUUUUCAUACUUCCUGUGUUGCAGAAAAAAUAGGCUGGGUGGUAUAAAUGACUUAGGAAUACUAUGUGUGAAAAAGAAGUGAAUAAAGUGCUUUUUGUUAAAAAUCA
Molecule: messenger RNA, 1303 nt
Organism: Armigeres subalbatus
Lineage: Eukaryota; Metazoa; Arthropoda; Insecta; Diptera; Culicidae
Exons: 5
Coding region: 140-922 (260 amino acids)
Source: RefSeq, a predicted model, not a curated record